This is a messenger RNA of Crotalus tigris (Tiger rattlesnake), 5489 nucleotides long. RefSeq names its product zinc finger protein 107-like. The transcript is spliced from 6 exons. Lineage: Eukaryota; Metazoa; Chordata; Lepidosauria; Squamata; Viperidae. Gene Ontology annotation, biological process: negative regulation of transcription by RNA polymerase II. Gene Ontology annotation, molecular function: DNA-binding transcription repressor activity, RNA polymerase II-specific. The record is from RefSeq and is a predicted model, not a curated record.
GGGGUGUCUCUUGCGGUGCAAAGGGAGGCAGGGAGUUCUCGGUCUAGCGAAGGGAGGGACAGAUGCCAAAUCUUCGUGCAGGCUCGAUCUUCUAACUCCCGGGAGAGGGAGAGGCCGGAUCCCAUAUUAUCCUGCCGCUUGUUUCCAGGCACGCAGCUGAUAGCGGGAAAGCCGUGCUCCAGAUCAGCCGUGUUGCCCCAAGAUUAAAUCCAGAUCCUCGGAGAGGAGGAAGGGUCCUGGGGGAAUCCUUCACGCCCCAUAUCCUCGGUAAAGUUCCCGAGUGGUGGUGGUGGUGGUGGUGAAUUGGGAGAUUGCUUUCCUGGCAACUCUCAAGCAGGACAUAAGAAAAUGGCUGCAAGGGAGGAACUGCAGAAGGUUGUGCCUGCAUUCUCCUUAUGUGCUGGAUGACACUAAAAUCGGGAUGGAUCCUCAGCAGUUCAAUUUAUCUUAGGAGGGUGAGUGAACCAGGACAUCAUCAACCGCUGUGUUUCUUUGACUGCAGCUCCUGCAGUUGAUCACUCUGUUUUAUUUAUUUGUUCAAAUAUUUUGUGCUUAGAGCAUGUUGUCUGAAGUUGCCCUGCCUGUAAUUGUGUGAUUCAGCUCUUAAAAAGCAAACCCUGAAGAAAGGGAAAUGGAACAUCCUAAAGCAAGUCAUUUCAUUUUAUGUGAACUGCACUUUCAUGGCUGGUUAACCCAUUAGAGUUUGGCAUGUUGUGUGAACCCGGCUUGUAGGUUUUUAUAAAGCAAAUCCUACCUUGAUCACAUGAACUCGGGACACUAAAACCCUCAUAAAUACAUGCCAGUGUCCAAGUGUCCAAAUGCUUCAAUGGUCAUAAAUUUGAAAAACAAUCAUAAGUCACUUUUUUGGUGCCGUUGUAACUUUGAACGGUCAUUCUACAAAUGGUUGUAGGUCAACUACCUGUAAUAAAAAUGGGAUACAAAUAAAUAUUAGAUAUUCAUGCACAGGCACUAACUGCUCAUUGCCACUAUAAUCCUAUACUAUCUUAGAAAAAUACUGGAAUGAAAAGGUCUUAGGAGAUCCACAAGAUUCCCUGGACCGAUUUGGAGUUGCAUUACAGGUCAGAAAAAGAAUGGAAAGUGAACCUUUAGCAAGUGAGGGAACGGGAAAGGGCACUUUUGGUAUCAGGCCUGGGAGCCGUAGGGAGAUCUGGGCAAGAACUGGGCAGAAGAUCCAGGAGGAGAAAACCACCCUUUCAGACAUUCAGCCCUGGAAAUUCAGGAGUGUCCAAUAUCAGGAGGAUGAAGGUCCCCGAGGGCUUUGCAGCAGACUCUACUGCUAUUGUAGCCGAUGGUUGAGACCAGAAAAGCACACAAAAGAGAAGAUGCUGGACUUGGUUGUUCUGGAGCAGUUCCUGGCCCUUCUGCCCCUUCAGAUGGAGAGCUGGGUGCGAGAGUGUGGAGCAGAGACUACCUGCCAGGCAGUGGCCCUGGUGGAAGGCUUCCUCCUGAGUCUGGAGGAGGAGAAGAAGGAGCAGGUUGAGUUACAGUCCUUUGCAGUGAAGACCAGAGAUCCCGAGGGAAGGAGGCAUCCAUCAAAUCUCCCUCAAGAACUGUUUUUCAGGAGGAUCUGUCAGGAAGUUCCCAAUCAGGACAUCUCAAUAGGUAAGAAUAGAAGAAAGUUGACUCUUCCUUAUGGUGGAGCUGGAACAAUGAUUGAACCUCCAACUCAGCAGGACCUUGUCUCCUUUGAGGAGGUUGCUGUGUAUUUCUCCGAGGAGGAAUGGUCUGUGCUGGAUCCUGACCAAAAAGCACUCCAUUGGGAAGUCAUGAUGGAAAAUUAUAGGAAUGUGACCUCUCUUGGCACUUAUGGGCAGAAGAAUAAAGAUUCAGUCGAACCAUUCCAAUUUAUCAGACAUGGAAAAGGAAUGGAGAAACAUGCAGUUCAAAUGGAACUAGAAAACUGUGAGCGAAACCAGUCAUAUAACUGGAAUAAGGGAAGCUCAUCUUCCAUUGAUGCACAGAUUCAAGACGUUCAUAUCCAACAAGGCAAACACAAGAAAAAAUACAUUGGGAAAGGUGUAGGACUAUUCAAAAACACAUUCAAUAUAAAUAAGCACCAUCCAACCCAAACGAAAGGAGAAGAUUAUAUAUGCAGGGAUGAUGGAAAAAAUUACAAUGGGACUUUCGGUCUUUCUCGAGAUAAUGGGUCCCUGACAUCUCAUAAAAGGAUCCACAUGGGAGAGAAGCCAUUUAAAUGCAUGGUGUGUGGAAAAGGCUUCAGCCAGCAGAGUAACCUUAGUUCCCAUAAAAGAAUCCACACAGGGGAGAAGCCUUAUAAAUGUAUGGAGUGUGGAAAGACCUUUACUCAGAGCGUUCAACUUACUUGCCAUAAAACGAUCCAUACAGGGGAAAGACCAUAUAAAUGCAUUGAAUGUGGAAAGUGCUUCAGUCAACCCAGUAGUCUUACUGUUCAUAAAAGGAUCCACACAGGGGAGAAGCCAUAUAAAUGUGUGGAGUGUGGAAAAACUUUUAGUUACAGUGGUCAUCUUACUUCACAUAAAAAGAUCCACACAGGGGAGAGACCAUAUAAAUGCAUGGAAUGUGGAAAGACCUUUAGUCGUAACAUUCAACUUACUUCCCAUAAAAGGAUCCACACAGGGGAGAAGCCAUAUAAAUGCUUGGAAUGUGGAAAAGGCUUCUGUGAAAACUGGUCUCUUACUGUUCAUAAAAGGAUCCACACGGGAGAGAAGCCAUAUAAAUGCAUGGAGUGUGGAAAGGGUUUCAGCCAACAUAGUAAUCUUACUUCCCAUAAAAGGAUCCACACAGGAGAGAAGCCGUAUAAAUGCUUGGAGUGUGGAAAGACGUUUAUUUAUAGCAGUCAUCUUACUUCCCAUAAAAGGAUCCACACAGGGGAGAAACCAUAUAAAUGCAUGGAGUGUGGAAAGACCUUUACUCAUAACAUUCAGCUUACUUCCCACAAAAGAAUCCACACAGGGGAGAAACCAUUUACAUGCAUGGAGUGUGGAAAGGGCUUCAGCCAACAUGGUAAUCUUACUUCCCAUAAAAGAAUCCACACUGGGGAGAAACCAUUUAAAUGCAUGGAAUGUGGAAAGACCUUUACUCAUAGCAGUCAACUUAUUCCGCAUAAAAGGAUUCACACUGGGGAAAAGCCAUAUGCAUGUAUGGACUGUGGAAAGACUUUUACUCAUAGCAUUCAACUUAAUUCCCAUAAAAGGAUCCAUACAGGGGAGAAGCCAUAUAAAUGCAUGGAGUGUGGAAAGGGCUUCAGCCAACACAGUAGUCUUACUUCCCAUAAAAGGAUCCACACAGGGGAGAAGCCAUUUAAAUGUAUGGAAUGUGGAAAGGGCUUCACUUACAGCAGUCAUCUUACUUCCCAUAACUGGAUCCACAUAGGGGAGAAGCCAUUUAAAUGCAUGGAAUGUGGAAAGUCCUUUACUUAUAGCAGUCAUCUUACUUCCCAUCAAAGGACCCAUACUGGGGAGAAGCCAUUUAAAUGCAUUGAGUGUGGAAAGGGCUUCAGCCAACGCAGUAAUCUUACUUCCCAUAAAAGGAUUCAUACAGGGGAGAAGUUAUAUAAAUGCAGGGAGUGUGGAAAGGGCUUCAGCAAACCAAGUCAUCUUACAUCCCAUCAAAGGAUCCACACAGGGGAGAAGCCAUAUAAAUGCAUGAAGUGUGGAAAGGGCUUCAACAACCAGAGUAAUCUUAAAUCCCAUCAAAGGAUCCACACAGGGGAGAAGCCCUAUAAAUGCAUGGAGUGUGGAAAGGAUUUCAGAACAAGCUGGGAAUUUACAUCCCAUCAAAGGAUCCACACAGGAGAGAAGCCCUAUAAAUGCAUGGAGUGUGGAAAGGGCUUCAACAACCAGAGUAAUCUUACAUCCCAUCAAAGGAUCCACACAGGGAAGAAGCCCUAUAAAUGCAUGGAGUGUGGAAAAGGCUUCUAUGAAAACUGGUAUCUUACUGUUCAUAAAAGGAUCCACACAGGGGAGAAGCCAUAUAAAUGCAUGAAGUGUGGAAAGGGCUUCAACACCCAGAGUCAUCUUACAUCCCAUCAAAGGAUCCACACAGGAGAGAAGCCCUAUAAAUGCAUGGAGUGUGGAAAGGGCUUCAGCCAACCCAGUAAUCUUACUUCACAUAAAAGGCUCCACACAGGAGAGAAGCCAUACAAAUGCUUGGAGUGUGGAAAGACAUUUAUUUAUAGCAGUCAUCUUACUUCCCAUAAAAUGAUCCACACAGGGGAGAAACCAUAUAAAUGCAUGGAGUGUGGAAAGUGCUUCAGGACAGGCAGUGAACUUACAUCCCAUCAAAGGAUCCAUACAGGGGAGAAGCCCUAUAAAUGCAUGGAGUGUGGAAAGGGCUUCACCCGACAUAAUGGCCUUAUUUCCCAUAAAAGACUCCACACGGGGGAAAACCCAUAUAAAUGCAUGGAGUGUGGAAAGGGCUUCAGGACAAGCAGUGAUCGUACAUCCCAUCAAAGCAUGCACACAGGAGACAAGCCAUAUAAAUGCAUGGAGUGUGGAAAGGGUUUCAGAGCACAUAAAGAUCUUAGAUCCCAUAAAAGGAUUCACACAGGGGAGAAGCCAUAGAAAUGCAUGGAGUAUGGUAAGAAUUUCAGCCCACACAGUACUCUUAGUUCCCAUAACAUGAUUCAUAGACGUGAGAAGUCAAUCCCCAAAACAAAGAUACAUUUGGGUGAGAAUGUAUGCUAAUUAUAUAUUAAUGAGCUCAAUAUAUCGAUUUCCAAUUUACACAGACUGAACUCUGAAAAGAAGUAUUUUGUCUGUUUCAUCCUUCUAACUUAGAGGCCUAGAGAGAUUAAUUUAGUAUAAGUUCAUUUUAUUUUAUUUUUUAGAAAUGCACUUCCUGCUCCCCAAUUGUCAUGUUUCUCCCACUUGGUCAUAGCUCUCAGAAGGAUGUGAAGACAUUCAACAGGUGCUGCUUCCCCAAGCACAAAUGAAAAAAUAAAAUAAAAAUCAAAUGUGCACCCUUGAUGUAGAACUGGGGCACCCCAAAACUAAUCAAAUUUGCAUGCUCAGUGUACAACUGAGACCUGAGUCAACCAGUAUCUGUGCAGAAACAGGAAACAUUAUUAAUUCCAAGGCCUGAAAAUGUAUGAGGAAAUUGUCACAUGCACAUCAAUGUUUAGCAUCUGGGAAGAACUGAAACGAUGAAGAAUUCCUCUCUCAAAAAUGAAGCUGGAAUGACCAGAAGCCCCACAAGUGAUUGUCCAAUUUUUUUCAAGCAUUUUGCUGUUCUAUAGUGUGAUGAGGACUAAGAAGAAGUCUAAAUUUGAUUUAAAUAAAAUUAAAUAUCAAUGCUAUGGUUAUGUUUGAGUCAUGUAUUAUACUCAUGUAUUAAACUCUUUAGUUGCUUUAAAUAUGUAUUAACACAUGAAAAUUUUUGGAAGGAUUUGAGAAGCUCAUGUUUGAAGCUUUUUAUUCAAUUGUCAAUCAUUCUGUGUCAAGAAACUGAAAAUAGCAGAGAGGUUAACUGAAUAAAGAAACUGAAAA